Drosophila ficusphila is the source of this 4193-nucleotide messenger RNA. RefSeq names its product apical junction molecule. The coding region runs from base 486 to 3521 and encodes 1011 amino acids. NCBI's taxonomy places the organism in Eukaryota, Metazoa, Arthropoda, Insecta, Diptera, Drosophilidae. The record is from RefSeq and is a predicted model, not a curated record. Gene Ontology annotation, molecular function: zinc ion binding. The transcript has 4 exons. Gene Ontology annotation, cellular component: nucleus.
GCUCAGUUUUAUUUCGGUUUCUCGUCGACACGCAAGUGAACCCUGGUGAAAUCGGCGUGGCAGAAGUAUUUUUCAAGUGAAUGAAACUACUGCAUUACCCCCGGAGAGCAAGUGGGAGGCGUUCUUCAUAAACAAGUUACGCCGCGAAAUAAUUUUAACAAAGAACUCGGGAGAAAAAUAUAUUUUUCCCAAAAACAUAGCAUAACGAGUGCGGACAACGCAAAAAGAAGAAAGCGAAAUGUGAGUUGAGAGCAAGAUCAGUUUGCUCCUCUCUCUCUCCGAUGCGGACUUGCGCUCUUCACUUUCAACGUUCCAUACAGUUACAGUUUGUUAUUAUUUGUUUUUUACUCUGUCAUUUGUUUUGCCAUUUUGCUCUCAGACGACUUUCCCAAACUGCAAGUGUACAUUUACGAAAACGAAGUGGAGUGCAAGGCAAGCCACAUUACAAAUGGCAGUGUGUGUAAACUCGUCGUGAAAUUGUGAAUAUGGAUGCUCAGUUUGAGCACUUGUGCCGCAUUUGCGCGGCCAAUACGAAAAGCAAAACUAACUCUGUUACCGAGAGUGUGUUCAUAUUCAAGACACAAGGUCUGAAGGAUAAAAUAUCGCGGCACCUAUACUUAAAUGUGGCUGAAGAUGAUCCACUGCCCAAAGUGCUAUGCAAGUCCUGUUAUCGGCAGGUUGAGGCCACGGCAUCGCUCUCAAAUAUAGCUAAACACACUCAGCUCGUGUUUCGGGACUUUUUACUUAGCACACUACCGAAGAAUGACCGCGAGGCAGCUGCCGCGCGGCUGAACGUUCCACCAGCGUCCCAGAUUUCUGCCCAAAGCGAAGGAAACCAGCGGCAGCCCGAUGAAUUCCGUCCUAUUAUGCUGACCCGUGCUCCGGAAACAACCACUACAUUGUCCAGGCCCCAGGAGGGCCAGAAAGCCAGAGAGGUAAAUUUGGAGUCUUGUCGGGGAAGCCCUCUGUCUGCUUCAUUACCAUCCUCUGGCACUGGCAAUGUUCCCAAAACAGGAAAGAAUAUAGUGCCGGCGCGACGCAACAGCGUGUUUAUGGAUAGCUUCUGUGGAUCAGCCCCCAUGUCUAUAGCACAGCGCUCCAUGCAGCAUCUUCCCUCUUUGGUUCCUCUGAAUUUCGAGCCAUCGGCUUCAAGUGCACCCAAGAAGAACCCAGACACAAAACUGGGGCCAGGAGGAGUAAUAAACUUUAUCCAAACCCAUGGUCGCAUUACAGGCAAUGUGCCCGUGUCCGGUAAAGAGAGGAAGGCCAAUAUCAACAGUCGGAAGGACAUAAGAAACACAGCUUCAAUGCCAUUAACUCUUACCGCCAGCAACGCAGGAAUGCCUAAUCUACCUAAAAAUUUGUUUCAGCAGAAAAGCAGAAAUCUCAAAAACACUCUGAACAAUAUUAAGGCCAUGCGGAGCGGACAGGUAUCACUGCUUAAGUCGGCGCAAGUUCAAAAACCAGCUGAUGGUAUAAGACCACUUGUUACUACUACUUUAGUGCCCCAAUAUGGAGGGGAGCCUUCGGUGGAAGAAGCUCUGCCGGAGCACAUGAUUUUUGCGGCGCCAAAAAAGAAAAGGGAGGAUGAACUGAGUCCUCAGACGGAUCCACCGAAAUUAAAAAAAUACGCACCAAGUAAAUCCAAGGUAAUGUCUGCCACUCUGGACUUACUUUCGACGGUUGAUCCGCCAGCUUCAUCCGCAUCUAAAUCGGCGCCCAACGUAAGAAACCUUACUGAUGCAAUCUCUUUGGGAAGCGUUAUAAGAGAUCCAGACUUAUUGAUGCUCAUUCUAAAGGCACUCAAGUGGUCAGUUACAACAGAAAAUUGCGAAGAGCAAAUGACACGGUUAAAAAGUUCCAAGUUUGCUGUUAUUAUGUCGGAUAAUAACCUCCUACAAGACACAGAUCUCACCCAGCUUUUAGGCCCAUACUUAGCCCCAAUGCUGUCGGUUGUUCAGCAACAAGAUCAGCUACCGGUAUCAUCAGCUAUCGCUUCUACAAACAUGACCACUUCUGUGCAAGUUACGCAGGAUGUACUAAACCUGUCUGACUUAUCAAGUACAAUGCCUUACAAACUGCCGCCAGAGACGUCGGUUCAGUUAGUGCCUUCUAGUCCCACAGAGCAAGAAAUGCCGCCACUGCGGCACACAAAGGCGAUCGGCGUUUCAGUAAAACGUCCCACACGAAUGAUGCGUUCCCACGACUUGCCUAUUGGAGACAAGUCGGGCACGAUAACGACGGUUUCAGCUUCAAAUGCAGUGCAUAUUAGUAAUGAACUAUCUAAUAUUAACGCAAAGCUUAUUUCACAAUUCGGAUCAAAUCCAGCCGAUGCGCUGAACGAAGCGCUUAUCUCUCUUCUUAACCAGCACCAAAAAGUACCGAAAGAUCAGCGCCACACUAGCCGGCGUCGUAGUGGCAGCUUAGUUAAUUUGGAAGAUAUUGUACUGGUCGAACCACAGCCGCCAUUAGAGGCCGAACCUUCAGCUGAAGAAUACUCUGAAAGCGUCAGCUUUUUUCCGCAAGCCCGAUCAACACCUGCUGACGUAACCCGUCCAAUUGUUAAAAGGCGUAAGACUGUUAUUCAAUCUUCAAAGCCUUCCACAGUAGUAGAUUCUAAUCCAGAAAAACCUCAAACUCUAAAGAAUACAAAAGAUCAGUGCUCUUCGAAAGAGUCAGCUGUGCCAAGGCAAUUGAAAAAAAUUGAAAUUGAGGAUGAAUCGACAGUUAAGGUAAAACCUGCAGGUGAGCCGUCCCAGGCACCUACAAGUACCGUAUUGGAAAAUGCAAACGAAUCCAACGUGAUGUCUACGAGUGCAGAAGAUCAUUCUGUAAUCAUUGAGUCAGGCGCAGAGAACGAGGCCAGCGAGGAUACUGAAAAUAGCAAAGCUGGGGCGGUCUCACGAAAGUCAGAAGUCAAGGCAGUGCUAGGACAAAAGCUUUUGGAGGCAAUCGGCCUUCCUCAGUUAGGAAAGGACAUAGCGCCCGAGAGUUCGCGGGACACCCUAAGAAGCGCUUUAAAACGAUCUAUAAAGCAGGCCCAGGAGCAACAAAAGCAGCUGAAGCGAGGCAAGCAAGAAGAACCUGUAAAGCAACUGGCAGACUCAACAACAAAGAUCAACUCGGCUGAAUCAGCAGACGAGCAUAAAAAAGCCAUUGCUGAGCGAGAACUUGCCCUGCUGAAUCGUGGCCAAAAUUCCGGGGAAGAAAGCAAAGUUUCCGUUAAAGAGGAAACGUCGGAGCGGACUGAUGUUAGUUCUUCUUCGUCAAGAAAUCGCCGAAGUCGUAAAUCCAAGACAGACGCCACGGCCGAGGAUUCUGGCGAUGAAGAAAAAAAAAACAUUCGAUGGGAUGAAGACGAUGACUUGCCAUUGAAAACAGAUGCAGAAAAGGCUGCAGGGCGGAAUGGCAACAGCAGCAAUCGCCCGACUCGCACUAGCAAGACAUUAUCGAAAUACUAUAAAGGACCUUCUGCUAAAUCACAGCAUGCCAUGGGUACACGCUCGACGCGGCAGCGUUAAGAUGUUGUUCUACCAAACACAAGCUGAUUUUUUGCAGAUUUAUUUUAAGCAAAUUUAAAAAUAGCUCCUCCCGUUGUAAAAACUGAACUGUGUACAAUGUACAUGCAAAUGAAAAAAAAUUGUUAAGAUAUACUACUAAUUAGUAUUAGUAUAUUGUAAAAGUCUAGAGCUCACAACCCAACGUUUUGACUAAUGAGUAGUAAAACUAUUUGAAAACGAUACAACUUAAAGUAUACUCUCAACUGUAAACAUAUUGAAGAAUUAAUAAGCACUAAAGGGCUUCUUGAUCUUUUGAUGUAUACAUAAAAAAAAAACUUCGAAGUGUUAAAUUGAAAAGAAAUUUUGGUCUUUAAACCUUUAGGUCUUUUUAUAAUUAUAUUUAAUUGCAAAAACAACAUUGUUUACAAACCAGAUGCUAUGAAUGCUAAAAGGAAAUAUACAUUAUGUUUAUCAAGUACAUAUGUAAAUAUAAAUUAUUAUUGUCAUUAAUGUUCACCAACAAUUCGAACAGUUCUCUGACUUAAACAAACUUAUGUGAAAUGAGAAAAAAACAUUAAAAACAGAAAUUUUUUCUUUCUUUUCUUAAACAUUUACCAAUAAAUUAAACUGCUUUUUGUAACGGCUAUUAAAAGUUAAUUUUUUCUGAUAUCCCAGAGCAUAGAUUAAACAACC